Molecule: messenger RNA, 1397 nt
Organism: Glycine soja
Lineage: Eukaryota; Viridiplantae; Streptophyta; Magnoliopsida; Fabales; Fabaceae
Exons: 6
Coding region: 92-1069 (325 amino acids)
Cellular component (GO): plastid-encoded plastid RNA polymerase complex
Source: RefSeq, a predicted model, not a curated record
CAAUGAGUGAUCUUAUCCACCUUUAGUUCAGUUACUACUUACGAAACCAUCUUCUCUUCUCUUCUCUUAAACCCUUCAAAACCCCACGACGAUGAUGACUACUGCUCCCACUACCUCUACUUUCUUCUUCCUCCUCUCUUCUCUCAAUCCCCACCCACCUCGCUCCUUCUUCAGACACAAACCACUCUUUAACAACCCCUCCCUUCUCCUGCGCCCUCCUUUGAGGUCUCCUCGACACUUAACCCGCGCCGACGAUGACGACGGCGACGGCGGCGGCCCCGACCACUACGAGAUGGACGAGGACGAAAUGGAGGAGCUCGACAACAAGAAGGACUUUGACAUCGAGUACGACCCCCUCGUCCCCGCCGCCGCCGCCGCCUCCGCCGCCGAUGACAACAUCGCCGUCGUCGAGAGCAAGAGCUUCGUGUCCACGCAGGGCUGGGACUCCGACACAGUCCUCGACUACAAAAUCAACGAGGACGAGUUCCACAAGAUCUGCCUGGUCGAUUGCGACUUCUUCAUUCGCAAGCCCCCCGACCCCGACAACGAUGUCUACGAUUUCAGAGAGAUGUAUGUUACUCCUCCGGAUACAGAUGUUUAUUCAAUUCCCAAGGUUCUCGCUCCAAUGCCGCAGAAGUACAUUAGAUGUGCGCAGAGUGAUUAUGGAAGCUACAAUGUGACAGAGCCACCUAUUGAUGCGCCUCGAGAUCCUCUGUAUAAAACUGAGAGGGAGAUCCUCAAGGUGUACUUGACAAAACACUACAAAAAUCGAAGGAAGGGUGAUCCUGAGUUUGUUCUUGAUUUUGAAGAGAUUUAUGUUAUUGAUUCCAAAACCAAGUCGAUUACCAGAGCCAAAGUUUUGGUAACAGCUCCUGGAGGGAGAACAAGAGAUAGAAGGAGUGACUUGCUUGUUAUAUCUGAUCGUGGGAGCUCCUUCAAAAUAAUACAUGCGAGUGAAAAAGAGGAUCCAACGACUGUCAUAGAAAAACAAGAGUGGGAGAAUAGCAGAGAAGAAAUGGAGAGACAUCUUAGAAAGCUAAGAGACUUCAGCAUUUCAAAUUGGUUUUGAGUGAUAAGAAGGUAUUCCUUUCCAAGAAUGCCUCAUGGGUAUAAACAGCAUGGUACAGAGGUCGAACUUGGGCACGAACAUACGGGCAAUUGGACUUAAUCUUUCACUUUUGAAAUUGUGUGCUAGCUGCUUGAUCGUUUGUAUAUUUUGUUGUAACUUGUUGAAGAUGCGGCUGUUGGAAUUCAAUAUCUAUGAGAGUGAUCUGCCGAUAUGCUGUUAUGACCUACACUACAGUUGAAUGUUCUCUGGAUGUAUACCUUGGUUUUUUCUCCAAACUCUGAUCAAACCUACUGAUUUAAGAAUGAGAAUAUAUUUGUUUUUCUUCACU